Molecule: messenger RNA, 2551 nt
Organism: Arabidopsis arenosa
Lineage: Eukaryota; Viridiplantae; Streptophyta; Magnoliopsida; Brassicales; Brassicaceae
Source: the annotation of a GenBank genome assembly
GUUUUGUCGUCUUUAACUAUACUUACCUCUCCACUCAUUAAUUGUUUCUCUCUCUCUUCCCUCAAAAAAAUAUCUCUGUCUUCUCCAAAAACUCUCUCCGAUUUCAUCGCUUAGGGUUUCUUCCCCGAUUCUUCAGAUCUGAGAAGAAGAUCUUCACGGAGACUGUUCUUGAUCGAUGAAGAUCACAGAGGGACAAUUCCGUCUCUCUCUUCUUCUUCUUCUCUUAUCUGCAGCAACUUUAAUCUCAGCUGCUGAUUACUCUCCAACAGAGCAAUUCUUAUUGAAUUGCGGUGGUGCUUCUGAUCUCAAUGACACAGAUAACCGUAGAUGGAUCUCCGAUGUCAAAUCAAAAUUCUUAUCUUCUUCAUCAGGAGGAGACUCUAAAACAUCACCAGCGUUAACACAAGAUCCUUCCGUUCCCGAAGUUCCUUACAUGACGGCUAGAGUUUUCCGAUCUCCUUUCACUUACACUUUCCCUGUAGCACCAGGUCGUAAAUUCGUGCGUCUCUACUUCUAUCCAAACUCAUACGACGGCCUCAAUGCUACGAACUCGUUGUUCUCCGUCUCCUUUGGUCCUUACACUCUUCUCAAGAACUUUAGCGCUGCUCAGACGGCGGAGGCGUUGACUUACGCUUUCAUCAUCAAGGAGUUUGUUGUGAAUGUUGAAGGUGGAACAUUGAACAUGACGUUUACACCGGAAUCAAGUCCGUCGAAUGCGUAUGCGUUUGUUAAUGGGAUUGAGGUGACUUCAAUGCCUGAUAUUUAUAGUAGUACUGAUGGGACUUUGACCAUGGUCGGAUCAUCUACUUCUAUUACUAUUGACAACAGUACUGCUCUUGAGAAUGUUUAUAGGCUUAAUGUUGGAGGGAAUGAUAUCUCGCCUUCCGCCGAUACGGGUUUGUAUAGGUCGUGGUAUGAUGAUCAGCCUUAUAUAUUUGGUGCAGGACUUGGGAUUCCAGAGACUGCUGAUCCUAACAUGACCAUUAAGUAUCCUGAGGGGACUCCUACAUAUGUUGCUCCUCUCGAUGUUUAUUCAACUGCUAGGUCGAUGGGUCCAACAGCUCAAAUCAAUCUCAACUACAAUCUUACUUGGAUUUUCAGCAUUGACUCUGGGUUUACUUACCUUGUUAGGCUUCAUUUCUGUGAGGUUUCUUCCAAUAUCACUAAGAUCAACCAACGGGUGUUUACCGUCUACCUCAACAAUCAAACUGCUGAACCUGAAGCUGAUAUUAUUGCUUGGACUAGUUCAAACGGGGUUCCGUUUCACAAGGAUUACGUGGUGAAUCCUCCAGAGGGAAAUGGACAACAAGAUAUGUGGCUUGCUCUUCAUCCUAACCCGAUUAACAAGCCGGAGUAUUAUGAUUCUAUUCUUAAUGGAGUGGAGAUAUUCAAGAUGAAUACAUCUGAUGGUAAUUUGGCAGGUCCCAAUCCUAUACCUGGUCCACAGGUGACUGCAGAUGCAUCCAAAGUCCUACGCCCGACUACUAGGAAAUCAAAAAGCAAUACGGCAGUUGUUGCAGGCGCAGCCAGUGGUGCGGUUGUUCUGGCCCUUAUCAUCGGUUUCUGUGUGUUUGGUGCUUACCGCAGACGUAAGCGUGGUGAUUACCAGCCUGCAAGUGAUGCAACAUCAGGGUGGCUUCCACUUUCUCUGUAUGGAAACUCACAUUCUGCUGGCUCGGCCAAGACAAACACAACAGGAAGUUAUGCCUCUUCCCUUCCGUCAAAUCUUUGCCGUCACUUUUCGUUUGCUGAGAUUAAAGCAGCCACUAAAAACUUUGAUGAGUCCCGGGUGCUUGGUGUUGGAGGUUUCGGCAAGGUUUACAGAGGAGAAAUUGAUGGUGGAACUACAAAGGUAGCCAUCAAGCGAGGAAACCCAAUGUCUGAGCAAGGUGUACACGAGUUCCAGACUGAGAUUGAAAUGCUUUCAAAGCUUAGACACCGUCACCUUGUGUCCUUGAUUGGAUACUGUGAAGAGAACUGCGAAAUGAUCUUAGUGUAUGAUUACAUGGCUCAUGCCCUAUGCGCACGGCCAGCCUUGAACCCAACACUUGCAAAGGAACAAGUGAGCUUAGCUGAGUGGGCACCAUACUGCUACAAGAAAGGCAUGCUUGAUCAAAUAGUCGAUCCCUAUCUCAAGGGCAAGAUCACACCUGAAUGCUUCAAAAAGUUUGCUGAAACCGCAAUGAAGUGUGUACUAGACCAGGGCAUUGAGAGACCAUCAAUGGGAGAUGUUCUGUGGAACUUAGAAUUUGCGUUGCAGCUCCAGGAAAGCGCAGAGGAGAGCGGAAAAGGAGUAUGCGGUGACAUGGACAUGGAUGAGAUUAAGUACGAUGAUGGCAACUGUAAAGGAAAGAACGACAAGAGUUCUGAUGUGUAUGAAGGGAAUGUGACGGACUCGAGGAGCAGUGGAAUAGACAUGAGCAUCGGUGGUCGGAGUUUGGCCAGCGAAGAUUCAGAUGGACUCACUCCAAGUGCUGUGUUUUCUCAGAUCAUGAAUCCAAAGGGACGUUAGAGAGUCUUAAAACACGGUACACUACCACCUACCUUUCUA